Molecule: messenger RNA, 4194 nt
Organism: Prorocentrum cordatum
Lineage: Eukaryota; Dinophyceae; Prorocentrales; Prorocentraceae
Source: the annotation of a GenBank genome assembly
AUGGCGGCCGAGGCGGGCGCAGUUGGGGUGCAACUGCUGGACUCGCGUGGGGUCGGCAAGGUGCCGACGUUCUCGGGCAAGCGCGAGGACCUCGAGGACAGGAUCUUCCCGUUCGAGAGCUACCGUGGCCUGCUGGGCUGGACAGCGGGCCUGGAGAUGGCCAGAGACGCGGAUGAGCAGCUCAGGCCAGAGGACUUGGGCGAUCAAAGAGUGCAGGUGGGCAGGAGCUUGUACCAAUUGCUGGCGAGCACGACGAAGGGUACGGCUCAGAGCAUCGUGAACUUGCGCCCCCGGGGUGACGGCUUCGAAACCAUGAGGAGGUUGUACGGUGAGUACCGCCCGAGGCUGAACGAUGAGCACGGGCAGAUGCUCCAGCAGAUCCUGACGCCGCUCGGGUGGAAGGAACGCGAGGGCAAGGAACGCUUCACGGAGGUGCUGGUUGCAUGGGACGAGCUGGUCUCCCGCUACGAGCGGGCAACGGGCGAGGAGGUCACGCAGAACAUGAAGACGAGUGCGAUCAUGGCGCACGCUCCCGACGACCGGGACGUGUGGGGCGACAUCGGCCAGAUGCGCAACUGCAUCUUCGAAGCGGUGAUCGGCCGGAGCGGGGUGAUCGCGAAGCCGCCGACGGCCAGCAGGAGCAGCAACGACAUGGACGUCGACGCGAUCUCCAAGGGCAAAGGCAAGGAUGGUAAGGACAAGUGCCAGAUUUGCAACAAGCCGAACCACGCGGCUCGCGACUGUUUCUGGCGCGACAAGGACAUGCCGAAGGGUGAUGGCAAAGGCCGAGGAGCAGCUGCGGGCGGCAAAGGCUUCGGCAAAGACGGCAAAGGCAAAGGCAAAGGCAAGGGCAGCUACGCGUUCACGGGCAAGUGCGACUAUUGUCGCAAGACGGGCCGCAAAAAUGCAGACUGCAGGAAGCGGAUCGCCGACGAGAAGGCCAAGGGCAAUGCUGCGAUCGAGCAGGAGAGCACGGAGCUGAAGACGGUGACCAAGAUAGAGUGCGCUGAGUUCGAGUGCGAGAUCUGCGACGACGACCAGCUCUACUGCACGGCGGUGAAUGCCGCAGACGGCGACGCGGAGUGCUGCGGCAUGGAGCUCGACGGGGCCACCUUCAUCACGCUGGACACGGCGAGCGAUUGCUACGUCGGCCCGACCGCCUUCGGCGAGGGCUGCAGGAAGAUGGCGGGCGAUGGGCCGAGGCUGCUGGGCGCGCAGAGGCAGGUGAUGGACAAGGCUGUGGAGUCCUGGCUGAGCGCGAAGACGGGCGCGUGCAUGUACCCAGCGCUACUGCGUGAAGGGCAGGAGAUCGUUCUGCACCCAGACAGCCGCGUGGAGGACACGCGGACCAGGCCCAGGGAGUUGGGGCGGCCGAUCUGCGGCAGGAAGAACGAGCUGUGGGCGAGACUCAGCGACGCGGAGCGAAGGAUCACGGCGCACCGCGCCCGGAUGAAGGAGCUGGAGCGCAGGCAGAGCGAGCAGCCCAUGAACUUCUACAUCUCACGAGAGCUCCAUGGCGCGAGGCCCGCGCGAGAGGAAAUGAGACGACCGAGCCGCGCAAGAAGCUCACCUUCGACGAAGGACGCGGGGAAGGCGCAGAUCACCCUGGACUUCUGCUACCUGAAGACCAACGGCGACUGGGCGGAGAUCGGGGGCGAGGAACCGCCGGCGGCGGACAUCUUCGCGACGACACUCGUGAUGGCGGACAGGGGCGCGCUGAUGUUCAACGCGGUUUCGAUGCCAAUCAAGGCAGUCAUCGACUACGCGGUGGCCAGCGCGUGCAGCUUCGUCGAGGGCAUGCAUCUCACGACAGCGGACAUCAAGACGGACGGCGAGCCGACGAUCCUGAACUUGGCGGAGGCGAAGGUGAGGACGUACAAGUUCGACUUGGAGAAGCGCUACGGCAUGGAGAUCCCCGCGGACGCACCGAUCUGGACAUCUCAUCAGGCUGCAUUCGGAGUGACCUACAACGGCGAUGUUCUCCCUGUCGCGGAGACGGCGCUCUUCAAGGUGCUGAUCUCCCACGCGAGGCAGAUCGCGGCGACGUCGCUCAGGCGCGAAGGCGAGUCGAGCUUCGUGGCGGGCAUCUGGAUCGGGAAGCACAAGGAGAGCGACGACGGCUUGUUCCUGACGCCUGCGGGGUGGCAUCAUGCCAGGACCUACGGGGGGCUGGGGCCAGCGCUGCGAGCUGACGCGAAGCUGACGAAGGCGGUGAAGGCCCUACCCUGGGAGGCGCGGAGCCCCAAGCCUUGCGAGCUGCUGUCCAAGGUGCAGCGACCUCUACCCACGAUCGCCCUGACGGCGGCGGAGCAGAAGGCGAAGGCAGAGGAGGAGAACGCGAUGGAGGAGGACGCGCCGAUGACGCCGAGGGGCCAGGUCAGGCCCGCGGACGGCGAAAACUUCGGCACACCUGGGAAGCGAGCGAGGCAUGUGGACGCGGUCUCGCUGGACGACCCCAUCGACUACAGUAUCCUGGACAGCCUGGGCACGGCAUCCUACGUGGCGACCAGGAGUGUGGGGCCCGCGGUGGAGCUCAAAGGGAAGCGGUGCGCGCUGGAGGUGCUGGCGCACUACGGCGUCCACGUGGACAUCCCGAGGAGCGAGAGUGGGGAGUUCAAGAUGAUCAAGGGGGGGAACCGCGGGACCUGUAUCGCGGACUGCGUGAAGGCCUACAACCAGGUGGACCAGACGGAGAAGGCUUGCGUGGAGCCACCGCCCCAGUACCUGGCCAUCUUGGCGGAGAUGUGCAGGUGCGAGCGCGAGCCGCAGUUCUAUCACCGCAAGGAGAAGGAGAUCCUGAUCGAGGUGCACAUGGUCGACUUCCACGGCGGAGGACCGAUGAAGAACUUGGGCGGGAUCAUCGCGAGGCUGAGGGAGGUGUUCGACUUGAAGGCGACGGGCGUCAUCAGGCAAGGGCGCUACUCUCACCUGAAUCGGCGCAGGUUGCGGCUCAUGAGCGGCGACGUGAUGCUGAGGCCGAACCGUAAGCACAUCGAGGACCUGAUCUUUGCGAUGGGCACGGAGAAGGCGAAGCCCGCGAAGGUGCCGAGCUUGACGGAGGAGGGUCCGAGCUGGAGCCCCGACUUGGACGAGGUGGAAAAGGCGAAGUUCGCACGGGCGUCGGGAUCUCGAUCUACAUCUCCCCCGACAGCGGACAUCCAGAGGGGCGUGCAGUUGCUGACGCGGCACUUGAGCCAGCCAAUGGAGAUCGACAGGAAGCGCUUGGUGAAGCUCGCGGGGAACCUCAAGCCAGGCGAGGUGAAGUUGCAGAUGUUCACGGACACGGGCUUCGCUACGUGCAAGGAGACACGGAGAGCGAUGACCGGCGGGUUCGCGAAACUUGACGGGGUGCACUUCGCGGCGUUCGCGAGGAGGCAGGGCGCCCAGGAGACAUCGUCUGGACAGUUCUACGGAGCGACUUCGGUGGUGAUGGGCGGAAAGCUGGUCAAGAACGUGCUGGAUUGGCUGGGCUACAAGGUGACCUGGGAGCUGGGGAUCGACAGCAGCGCGGCGAAGGCGAUGAUCAACAGAGAGGGCGUCGGCAAGGUGAAGCACCUGGACGUCGGGGCGCUGCGGAUCCAGCAGGGGCGGAAGGUGCACGGUCUCGACGUGAAGAAGGAGAGCGGCGAGAAGAACGUGGCCGACCUAGGCGCGAAGGCCCAUCCAGUGGCGAGUUUCGAGUACUUUCGGGAGCUGGCGGGCGUCGUCGACUGCGGCGAGAUGGACAAGCACAAGGAGGCUGGAGGCGUGAUCGGUGGCAACGAGCAUGAGCUGGGCAAGGAGAGGCCUGCUGGCCACCUUGCUGGCUCGGGAGCUGCUGGGAGUUCGGCGGCUUCGACGUGUGCAGUGGAGAGCUACGAGCCAAGGGCUGCCAACAUGGUGGCAGAGGCGAUCCAGAACACGAUCUACGAGUACACGGGGCAGAUUAUCAUGAUGACGGUGGUGGUGCUCCUAGGCGGUCUUGCUCGCGGGUACUACUGCAGGAAGAAGCUGAUGGAGCCACCCGAGGUGAAGUUUACGGACAAGCCGAUGAAGACGUGCGAGAAGGGCGAGAAGGGCAUCAAUGGCCCGAUCGCCAGCGGGAAAGCCAAGGUGAAGACUACGAAUCAGCCGAUCAUGAUCGACGAGACGAGCCAGGCGCCGUGCAAGUACAAGUGGAAGUGCCAGCGGCCGCGGUUCGUUCCGUUGCCGGAG